This is a messenger RNA of Pecten maximus, 7189 nucleotides long. RefSeq names its product zinc finger protein 708-like. Gene Ontology annotation, biological process: regulation of transcription by RNA polymerase II. The transcript is spliced from 5 exons. The record is from RefSeq and is a predicted model, not a curated record. Gene Ontology annotation, cellular component: nucleus. Gene Ontology annotation, molecular function: DNA-binding transcription factor activity, RNA polymerase II-specific; RNA polymerase II transcription regulatory region sequence-specific DNA binding. Lineage: Eukaryota; Metazoa; Mollusca; Bivalvia; Pectinida; Pectinidae. The coding region runs from base 159 to 3131 and encodes 990 amino acids.
GAACCACCCACCAGUCACUGCCGCCAUAUUGCUGGCGCAGGUGCUCGUCAGAUAAAUGUCGAGCCUGUUGUUUUCUUAAUUGUGAGGAAACCAUCUAUAUUUUGAUCUGGAGUGACGUCAAAACUAACAGAUUUUGGCUGGAGCCAUAGCCUGACAACAUGGCUGACAUUUACAGGAGUGACAUUGAAGCACUGUGUGAAAAGCUGAAGCUGGCAGGUGAAGAGUCCCUGAUUUUAACUGCCAGUAUAUCGGAGGAAAAAGUGACCCACUUCGGCUCUAGUGUCGGCGUACUGUACGCCAGAGAUAUCACUGACACUUUCCUCCAGUUCUGUAAAGACAAUUACAAUGUUUCUGAUGUCCAAACGACUCCUGAACGUGUAACAAGAGCCAGCGUCGCCCGUCCAACAACAUCUAGACGUCCUAGACGAAAGAGAAAAGUUCCUGCUACAUAUAAAGACAGUUACGAAGACAAGGACGAUGAUGAUUUUGCAGAUCCUUUAGAAAGUGUUGGGGGUGAUGAUGAUGAAAGAGAUGAAGACUACAGUGUAGAGUUGGUAUCAAAAACCAAUGAACCAGAAAAGGACGUCAAAUCUAAAACACCACUGAAGAAAAUCAAACUGAAGUUAUCGUCGGUGAAAGUAGAAAGUGUAGAAGCAGAGGGCAAUGCCAUUGAGACGGUAGACGAUAGCACCAAGAAUGGAGAAGGAGAGGCUCGACGUGAUACGCGAUCUACUGCCAAGGGAGUGAACUCUCACAAAUGUCCUCACUGCCAGGCUGCGUUUGAAAGUUACUUGACUCUAGUACGCCACGUUAAAGAUCAUGCCUCCAAAACCAGUCACCCGUGUGUGAGAUGUAAGAAAUGUUUCACCCGGAAAAGCGAACUUGACAGACACAUGGCAUCACAUUCAAAGGAUAGAGGAAUCAACUGUGACAUAUGUUCUCAAAAAUUCAAAACUAGAGAUGGAAUGAUUCGACAUAAAAAGAGAAUUCAUAAAGUUAAUAUGACGAAAAAACCCGUGCCAAUUCCAGUUGGAAAGAUUUUAAAUGUUAAUAAAGGCGGGAAGAAAUACGGAUGUGAAUCCUGCGACGCCGCCUUUAAAACAAGGUUUAAUUUAAAACGUCAUAUGUUGACACACACUGACGAACGUCCCUACAAAUGCGACAUUUGUGGUAGGGCGUUCCGUGAUUCAGACAACCUUGCCAAACAUAUAGUACGACACACAAACGAGAAGCCGUAUAAGUGUGACCUUUGUUUCAAGUCAUUUAAGAGUAAAGGCGGACUGAAAAUUCACGGCAUAAUUUUCCAUGGAGAAAAAGGACCCGGUAAAGGCAAUUCGGAAUCGUACAAAUGCAGCAUCUGUGGAAGAACGUGUGGGUCGUAUUACUCUCUCAAAAGUCACGAGAAUUGCCACAAAAAUGACGUAAAAAUUCUUAACAAGAGUAGGGAGCUUGUUGCCACCGAAGGAGAACAGGAGGACAUUGGACCUGCACACUAUAUCGAGAAGGAGGAACCUCCUUUCGAGCCUGUUCAGAAUCAACCCAAGGCUGGACGUCCUUGGUACACGUGUGAACGGUGCGGAAAGCAGUUCACAGCCCUGAGAAACUAUCGAAUCCAUAUAAAGAAUCAUGACAAUCACAGAGAGAGUCACGCGUGUGAAAUGUGCGGUAAGGAAUACCUUAGUCCAGUGGCCUUGUACCGACACAGGAAGCUACACGACCGGAAAGGCACGUACAUUUGUAAAACGUGUGGACAGAGGUACAACACUAUGGAGAGUCUCAGGAGACACGCCAAGAUACACUUACCUGAGAAACCCUAUAAAUGUGACGUAUGUCACAAGGGAUUCCUCGAGCGACGAAAUCGAGACUCUCAUUAUCUCACUCAUACGAACGAGAAGCCGUUUAUUUGUGAUCAGUGUGGAAAGGCGUUCCGCACGCAGAAACAAAUGACCAACCACGCCGGGGUUCAUACUGGCGACAAACCGUACAAAUGCAAUAUCUGCAACGCCACCUUCCGUCUCAAAGAUACUCUUAGGAAUCAUAAAAUCAUCCAUAGUGCUUUUAAAAAGUUCAUGUGUCAUACUUGUGGGAAAAGAUUUCAUCGUCCUGUUCAUCUCCGUAAUCAUCAGUCUGUCCACGCAGAACAUCCCGAGCACAUGUGUAAACACUGUGGAAAGGGGUUCAAGAUGGAGUCUUCCCUGAAAACACAUAUGGUCGCUCAGCAUAUGAGUGCAGAGGAGCUGGCGUCGUGCUCGUUCAAGACGCAUAAGUGUGAAUAUUGCGGCAAAGUGUUUCGUGAGCGACAUAACCACGACCGUCACAUCCGUAUCCAUACCGGUGAAAAACCAUACGCUUGUGAGAUCUGUGGAAAGUCUUUUGCCGACAGCAGCAAUCUUCGUACGCAUGUAAGAAACCAUAAGGGAGAUAAAUCCAAGGCGUGUCAUAUCUGUGAAAAAUCGUUCAUGUUCACCAAAGACCUGAAAAAACACAUGAUGACACAUACGGGGUCAUCUUCCAAGCAUACACAUUACCCUAACCCCGAGGUUGAGGUAGACUCUCAAAAUCACACUGUGACAGUGCAUGUUCCGGCUCCCGAUUCCAUGGUGGUUAGCCACCAACAGCUCCAGCAAAUCCCGCCACAACAUCAGCAUUCCGUUCCGCCGCAGGCAGGUCUUCCCUCUCCACAUCCGAUACCGAUUGUUGAACCACAUCCGGUUUCUCUUACCGCUGUUCAUCUUGUGCAACAGACAACACAACAUUCUGCAGCUCUUUCGAUACCACAUGCUGUACCUCAUUCAGCAGCAAUGAAAAUUCCUCUUGCCCAGACUUUGCCUUUGUCAGCUGUGUACUCGGUACCGCAGACAUCUCAAUCCACUCAUCAGUCACACUCCCCGGGAUCCGCACUCUCUCCAAUCACCAUGCACACACAACAUCUGCCCCACCCGCCUCCCCAUCCUACACCACACUCUUUGCCACCUCCAACCUCGCACGAACAGGAAGUUUACAAUGCCGCUUACGCUCUCAACUUCGCCCAGCACAUAGCGCCGCUUCCGCCCGUGUCUGUACCUUCCAUGGAGUCCAUGAUCCACAACCCGUCCAUGGCCAAUCAGCACCAGACAUGGCACAACAUGUGAAGUUUAGAGGCUACACGCAACCGCUGGGUCGCGUACCCUUUCACAGACAAGGUCCCUCUUUUUAUAUUAUUAUCAAGAUUUAUGCGGAGAAAAAAGUCCAUACUAGUAACCGUCCUCAUAACCUUGGCUGUUGCAAGGAUGCUGAGCUCCGUAGAAACAAACAACCGAUUUAAGUGCGAGUAGUCCAUCGCAAAUCGGUUAAUGCAAUUUUCUCGUCGAAAUCCCACCUCCAAGUAUUGUUUUUUAGGAUUUUUUGGGUGUUUUUUUUUAUGUUUUUCAAAUGCUGCCUACUACCCGAAGGAUGUAUUCUACUUUUAUAUGUUUAUUGUUAAUUUUGAUGUGAUUACAUUAAUAUCAAAUGUUCAAAUUGCUUGUAAAUCUCCAAAGUUUUCCACCUUUUGAAUUUACAGGUUUUAUUUAAAAAGUAACUUUUCUGGGAAUACUUAUUAAAUACUACGUUCAACUUAUUCUCAAUUUGAUUUUCAUAUCUUGUAGAUUUCGCAUCUUUUGGAACUUCCUUUAAACGUGAAUUUAAAUAACAAAAUUAUAAUUACAUGUAGUUUCUUUUUAUGCGAUAUCGAUUAUAUUGCCUCAGUAUUCAUUUUGAAAUAAGUUUACGAAUCAUUUCGCUAUUACUGCCCAUUGAGUAUUAUUAUCAUAGCUUCUCUUUAAGGUAAGAAAGUGGUGGUGUCAGAUCUUUUGUACUUUGAGUGGAUCAUAAACGUUGGUUAUGCUGAAUAUGUCUUCCCAAUGAAUGUCAAUGCAAAUUCGACAUUAAUUUGUUCGAUUACUAUAGCACUAAUGCCAUAUCGUUGUUAUUGUUUUCUCAUUGUGAGAAUAUGUCCGUUGUGGUUGUAUAAUUACGCACCUUGUACCUACAGAGAAUAAUAUGAAUCUAUUGUAGAUCUCUUUGCUGUACAUUCGUUACCGGUGCUACUUUACACAUUCAAUAGGUUUAACUAAUUCUCAAGUCUACACAAUUAUAAAAGGCUCCUUUAUUAUAUAGGUUGUUAGUUUGAUCUUUUAGCUUGUUUUCGUUAUUGACUGUGUUUGGUUAUGAACACACAUUGCAAACAACCAUUAUACUAUACUGUAGGUAAUCGUUAGCAGCCCCUUCAUAAUUGCAUAUACUUACAUACUAUGAAAACUAUAUACUAUAUAUUAAUUGUAUGUUUAAUGACAGAUUCCUAUUAACUGAUAUAUCUUGUAAUAGAUACAUUGCUUAUAUACUCUAGUCGUCAUCAGACAUUUGUAGGUCUUAGCCGUGUUACAUUGUCUCGAUUUUUUGCCGAAUCCGUUUACUUUUAACAUAUGAUGUUUACACAGUUUUGGUGUCUAUGGAUUUAAUUUUCUUUACACUUCAUAUAAUUAAGAAAACAAAAGAACAAUUGCAUUUUGUCUAGUCCACGAAUUUCUAAUAUAGGUGAAGUUUGACGAAAACGAAAUUAUAUUCUCUAUAAUGCCGAACAAAUGAACACAGUAUGAUAGAAAGGUAUUUGUCGAUUGUUCAGAUUGUUACAAGUUUACAAGCAAAUAGAAUAAACUAUUUGUCAAAAUCUAAAGCUUAACAUUUUCUCUAGUUUUGUUUUCAAUAUGUAUAUAUAUAUAUAUGUAUUUAAUUCUUCUGCUUUUUUACAUCAUUAACAAAAGGGAAUAAUAGCACCCUUGGGAAUACAGCCUUAAUCAUAACAGCAUAGUAAAGGUAUUGGAAAUAGAAUUAAGGGGGCUCUAUAUUUUCCCCAUGUCGCCAAUACUGUUAUCGUGUUAAAUGCUGUCUACUUCUUUAGUCUGUAUACUAAGUAUCAAUGUCGGGCUAAAAUGUUGUAAAUUGAUGACACCCUUGAAAACACUACACACGAAACAAGAAAAUUCAACAUAUAUUAUGUAGGAUAGGAUAUUUAUAUCCUGUAGAAAAUUAUACCAAUUUUCUUUAUGCAAGACUUUGUGAAUAGGGUCAUUGUUAAAUACAUGAAUAAUUCGCAUCAUUUCUCGAUUAACAACUUAAAUCUCACUUCUGAUCAGCUGUUCGAGAUUUAAAAUAUGAAUAUAGCAUAGAAUAACGUUGCGUUCUAUUUAACGGUUCAUUAUCACGUUCCCUAUGAUUGAAUAGCUAAUAACAAAAUAUAAAUGAUGUUGAAAAUACUUUGAUCGGGAUAUUGCUUUCACCUGAAGAUUUCUUCAUGCCUAAGGUCAUUCUUUGUGAUGAGUAACAAUACGUAAUUUUAGAUUGCAAGGAUAAAUUGUAUCACAAUUACCUUGUAUUGAUUUGAGAAUAUGAUCUAGUGUUUUAACGUAAAAAACGCUUUUGUACAUAAGUACAUGUUUUAGUUUUAGUAAUCUGUUAACUUAUCUUUUAUGUAUUUUUAACUGGAUACAAAUAAACCUUCGCUAGAUUGACUGGUCAUGUAAUAAACAUCUUAACCAUUGACUAUCUCGUUUCUAUGGCUACAUUACAUCGCAGAUCAAGGUUUUGUAUUCGUGCCAGUCUAUAUAUAUAUAUGUAUAUGCUUAUUUCUUUUUUUUAUAUUUCAGUUAGAAUACGAUUUUAGAGUGAACUGAUGACUAUCCUGAUAUCAAUAUCUGUAUUAUAAGGCCACUGGAUAUCUCAAUUAUUGUUACGUUGCAUAAACGUUUUAGGAUAUCGGUGAUUAAAGCAGUGCAUGACGUACGGAUUACUUUGUGGUAUAAUUACUCAGCUGAAGUCAUUUGUCCCUAAUGUGAUCACCAAUUAAAGUUAUAGCUCGUUACGUGUUUAUUUAUACACAAGCCAUUCCUAGUAUUAGUCAUUACUUGUAACCAGGGUAACACGUUAUCAUUUAUUUGAUGCAAAAACGUUAGUUUUCAUAGUAACAGAUUUUUUUACAUUGGGAGUCCUGUACAGGUAUGUAGUGUUUGAAUUAUGGUACGUAAUACGUUUUACGUAUGCAAUUCUAGCAGGUUGUAUUAACAAAGACAGAUGGAGACAAAAACUGGUUGAUGGUAAAUGAAUGUUAAGAUAGCUGGCUAUAUAUAUAUAUAUUCAUUGCAAGUAUACCAUAGUGUUUACCGGAUUUACCGCUGGGACCAAAUUUAAAUAUAAGAAUUUGUUUUUUAUCAACAAACAUAUACACUACAUCACAUUUUUUUAGCCACCCGUAAACUUAUUCUGAUGAUAUUCGUUUCUGUGUUUGAUAAUAUUCACCCUGAAUGUUUAAGUGCAUGGCGUUCUUUUUAUGCACCCGUAAAAUUUGCAGAGAGAAUUAUGAUAUAGCGUCGUGCGUCCGUCCGUUCGUCCAACUCGGAGUAAACUGUUGUUUGUCUGGAUAUCUUCCCUACAUUUUAUCGACCUAUAUCUUUGAUAUUCGGUAUACAUUAUAAUCAUGAUAUGCACUUGUGUUUCCCUGAAACGAAUUUUGAUUCCACUAUUUUUGCAAUACCCUUUUAUUCAUUUCAGUAUUUGAUUUCUUGUCUACAUUUUUCAAUGGAUUUCUGUGUAACUUCGUAGGCUUUUUAAUCAUGUUAUGUUCUGAGAGGCAUUUUGAUUCGACUAUUUUGCAAAAGGUAUUCCCACCUUAUUUUCUUCCUUUUUUAUAUAAUUACAUCCUGUCCGAUCUCCUACUUUUUCUACAGGCUACGGAUUUCUUUAAAACAUAUUAUGCAUUAUGAUCAUGAUUUGAAAUGGUGUAAAAUGAUUAUUUGUAUUCCUCCAACUGUUAGAAAAUUGAACAGUUAUCUUGUAGUGAAAGUAAAGGUAGAUGUUAAAGCAUGCCACCUAACAACCCAAAAGGUGAUUCGAAUCUAAUCUCAAUGUCAGAUAGUAUUUAGCACUAUGUGGUAUUCGACGGGCGUAUAUUGUUUUUGUAAUUUUAUUUACUGUUUGUUAUAUGUAACACCAACUUGGUGUUGGUUUUAUCUUCGCUACUGUAGUAUCAAGUGAAGGUUUACUGCAUGCUCCAUUCGCAUGUUAUUUACAUUUAGAUCACUUUAACUAUAUGUAUACAAAGUAAUAGUGAUGCAAUGUUUUUAUAUGACGUAGUAUUAAAAACUACCAGCUUGAUUAAUAAAACGUGAUUAAUAAA